Molecule: messenger RNA, 4581 nt
Organism: Hemibagrus wyckioides
Lineage: Eukaryota; Metazoa; Chordata; Actinopteri; Siluriformes; Bagridae
Gene: kcng3
Product: potassium voltage-gated channel, subfamily G, member 3
Exons: 2
Coding region: 408-1718 (436 amino acids)
Biological process (GO): potassium ion transmembrane transport; protein homooligomerization
Cellular component (GO): membrane; voltage-gated potassium channel complex
Molecular function (GO): protein binding; delayed rectifier potassium channel activity
Source: RefSeq, a predicted model, not a curated record
AUACGUCACUGCCAGUAUUAGAAAAGCACCUGAUUAAUUUGUCACGCCUGAACUGCUGGAAAGGUCCCUUCCCCCUGGUGAGUUAAAUAUGCGUAACGGGAACCGAGAGCCGCUCAAGGAGUGGAGAGAGAGAGAGAGAGAGAGAGAGAGAGAGAGAGAGAGAGAGAGAGAGAGAGAGAGAGAGUGAGAGAGAGAGAGAGAGAGAGAGAGAGAGAACUAGAGUUGGGACGAGAAAGACAACGCGAAGCAAAUGAACGGAGCAGAGAGCUACUUCGCCUAAAAAUCCUGACACUUCACACAAAAACUGUGCAACUCUUUCCCCUCUGCAAUCUUGCCAAAAGUGCAUGCAGCGCUGCAAUGAUUAUCCAAAGGAACACGCUUUUACGCGGCUUCUGCUUUUUACCUGAAUGAGAAAGGUGAGAUCCGCCUGUAGCCACGCCGAGAUGAAGUUCGGCAAGAAUAUAUGCAUCUUAAACGUCGGUGGCACCAAAUACGCAUUCACCAGAGAGGUGAUUAAGGAUUUCCCACUCCGGAGAGUAAGCCGGUUGCACAGCUGUUCAUCGGAGAAGGAGGUGCUGGAGGUGUGCGAUGACUACGACCGCGAGCGGAACGAGUUCUUCUUUGAUCGCCACUCCGAGGCGUUUGUGUUCAUCAUGUUGUAUGUGCGCUCGGGCAAGCUGCGCUUCGUGCCGCGGAUGUGCGAACUCUCCUUCUAUAACGAAAUGAUCUACUGGGGUCUGGAGAGCUCGCACCUGGAGUUCUGCUGCCAGCGGCGCCUGGACGACCGCAUGUCCGACACGUACACGUAUUUCUCGGAGGAUGACGGGAGAGCCGAGGAGGAUUCGCGAGUGGGCGAUGAAGAGUCCGAUGUGAGGGGAUCGUGCACCGAGCGCGCAAACCCGGGCUGGCUCGAGCGCAUGCGGAGGACCUUCGAGGAGCCUGCGUCCUCCGUGGCCGCGCAGAUCCUUGCUUCGGUCUCCGUGAUUUUUGUCAUUAUUUCCAUGGUCAUCCUGUGUGCCAGCACCUUGCCUGACUGGGACACAGCCAAGAACAACACAGUGGAGGAGCACAGGAUCAUUGAAGCGGUAUGCAUUGGCUGGUUCACUGCCGAGUGCAUAGUGCGUUUCAUUGUCUCCCGGGACAAAUGUGAGUUUGUACGGCGGCCUCUGAACAUCAUUGACCUCCUGGCUAUAACACCUUACUAUGUAUCAGUGACCAUGACAGCUCUGACUGGGGAAAACCCGCAGCUUCAAAGAGCAGGGGUCACACUGCGUGUGCUGAGGAUGAUGCGCAUCUUCUGGCUAAUUAAGCUGGCACGCCAUUUUCUUGGUCUGCAGACGCUGGGGCUGACGCUGCGCCGCUGCUACCGUGAGAUGGUCAUGCUGCUGGUGUUCGUGUGUGUUGCCAUGGCCAUCUUCAGCGCUCUGGCUCAGCUUCUGGAGCACGGGCUGGAUCUGGAAAGCAGCAAUGAGGACUACGCCAGCAUCCCGGCAGCCUGCUGGUGGGUUAUUAUCUCCAUGACCACCGUAGGCUAUGGAGACAUGUAUCCCAUCACAAUGCCGGGCCGCGUGCUGGGUGGUGUGUGUGUCGUGAGUGGCAUUGUGCUCCUGGCUCUCCCAAUUACCUUUAUCUACCACAGCUUUGUGCAGUGCUACCACGAGCUCAAAUUCCGCUCAGCACGCUGCGUGCGAAGUCUCUCUGCUGAAUUUCUCAACUGACAUUGGUUUCUAUGGGACAUACUGGUCCAAAGUCCAUCUCCGUUACCCCUCAUCUGAUAUUUCUGUGCCUUUGUUACAAAACCUUUAACAGCCUCAUGAAUUGUAAGCUAAACUAUAGAGAUAUGAUCUGAGAAAUGACUACUAAUGACUACUAAAAUGACUACUAAAAUGCAGCAUCUCUACAUUUUGACCAGUUUAAAUGGUAACAAGUACCUCAGACAACUGUGAUUCAUACUUUGAUUGUAAGUGACAGGAGAACAAUACAAAGAGAUCCAAUGUGAAUAGCACACAGCAAUCAUAACAACCCAAAGGAACUACAUAAGCCAGGGUUCUAAGCCCAUCUCUGUGAAAACCAAUGAAACUGACCCAAAGAGACAGUAUAUCUCUUUUGUUUGGUGAUAUUUAAAAAGAACAACUGUGGCAACAGCCUGCACCAGAUGGCAUGGCACCUAUGAGGGGCGUCUGGCAAGCCUUUUCGGGUCUUGACAGUUCUCCAGACCUUUGUCGGCUUUUCCUCAAAAGCCCUGGUCUGGCUUUACAAACAGAAACACUUUGUUCCCAUGGUGAAAUAUCUCCAGCCCAUUAGACUGUUAAUUCAGAUCAAUUUGCUCCAGAUAUGAAGAAAGGAACAACAGACAGAGGUCAUUAAAGAAAACAAUUAUUUAUUACGACUGAAGGGAUGUUUUGGAAAGUUUAGGAACAACCUACAGCAAGGUGUAGUUUGUUGUCCUAGUGGAUAACAAUCAAAAUUCCAGUCAGUGUUGCAGCCACAUUUGAUCCUUAACUUCAAGAAACAAACAUCAGAUGUUGAGCUACACAAGGAUAAAGCCACCACCUGCCCAUAUCUCAAUCGAAGAAGAUGACUGUGCGGACCGAGAGGUGUUAACUAAAUUGAUUAGCAAACACCUCACCCACACACUCAGCAGUCGGAGAGCUGUCACUCUCCUCCUCCUUCACCAUACACAUACGCAAGCACAAAAGCCAGCCUCUCUCCAUUACUGGCUCCUGCCUAAUCUGUGGUUAGGACUACAUUGAAAGCAAAUACACAGUUCAUUCACCUGUAGAUUUGUUUUCUUGAUAGCAUCAAAUGUUAUGUUGGAGAAAAUCUAAGAAGGAAUGUACUUAAGUAAUGACGCAUGCAGUGGUUUGUCUAACAUUAUUUCUCAUACCUACACAUGUUUGGUAGAUGUAAACAUUUGAAACAGAAAGAAAGGAAAGCUGGCCCUUGCACAGGUAUGAUGAAGAUAAUAUUACCCAGUGAGCACCAGCUGACCAGACACAUUCAUGGACACUGGACCAUCCUGGUCAGAAAAAAGUUCAUUUUGCAUUGGUCCUUUUUAAUGUUAUAUAGUAUAUUAAAUUAUAUUAUAUUUUUUAUGCAGUCUUUUACAAUUGAGUGCAAUAGUUUGUAUACCUUGUGACGAAAUGGACAAAAGAAAAGUUAUAUAAUAUGUUAUAGCAUAAUAUAAUAUAAUUUGUGAAUGAGAAUUUUCACAGUUCAACAAAAAAAAGAACAAAAAAUGGCAAAUGUUAAAAAAGUAUAGACAUUCAAAAGUAGCACCCUUGGAAGCCUACUCUUUACCUCUUCAGCUGUGUCUAAACUCCUGUAUAUUCUUGGAGGAAAUAGAAAUGGGCUAGCUGUAUACAAAAUGAUGGAGCAGGUUUUUUUUUAAUAAAUAAAGAGCAUUUGCUUUAAGUAUAUUUGAUAUCUGCACAUAUAUAUUGUAUAAUAUAUUGUAUAUAUAACUAGGUAGACACAUUAUUUUUGACACCAUUUGUGUCAGCAAAAAAGUAUUUUUGUACUCUACUGAUGCUAUGAUCUACAAAUAUGUCAGUUGAUGAACAGUAAACGUUUAAAUACAGUUAAAGUUUAUUAUUAUGUGCAGCAUAAUAUGGACAUGAACAAGACUGCAGACUGGACAUGCACAUAUGCUAAUUUUGUAAGAAUUGUAUAAAGCUUAGACACUCAGCUGCUUGCUUGCCCAAAGCUUUCUGUAGAUCACAGUUAAAUAUGCGCUGUUAAUCCAUAAUACUCUAGGGUUUUGUGGCUAUUUUUUUCUCUUUGCCUGCUAGGAUCUUCUUGUUAGCAAAGUUGGCAGACUUUCCUUGGGGAACCACUGGGAAUACAAACUUUUGCAAUCAACUGUUUAUUUUUCCACCUCUAUCAAAGGAUAUAAUACAGAUUCUUACUCUGAAAAAGACUACAUUUUUUAACAUCUUAGUGCUCACUGGGUAAUUAGUCUCACCACAUUCAACUUUUUAAUACAUUCUGCUUUGUAACUGUGAAGCUAUGAAUAUUGCAAAAGUGUCAUGAAAUACUUCAUGCAGCUAUUAGUUGUAGAUCCUGAAAGAUAAACCUGAAAUAAUGUUUGAUGUGAGAAAAAUGUACUUGCCCUCUACUAAAGAAACACAUGUACAUAUGUUUUAUAUUUAGCACAUUUUUGGCAGGCUUUAUUGCAGAAAUAUUUGGACUCUUAGAAAAUAAAGUGAUGCAUUUGCAUUUUGGCUGGAUAUAUGUCAGUUCUUCCACUUUCAACAUUACACUUUGACCUCUGGGAAUAUUUCAUUAUUGUACUCACUAUUGUAUCUCUCUCUCUCUCUCUCUCUCUCUCUCUCUCUCUGAUAUACACAUACAUAAAAAACUAUGAACGGUGAAAUGAAUAUUUUGUUAUAGUGGUCCCUUUCAAGGGGUGGGAAAUAUUAGCCAGCAAGCAAACAAGCAAAACUGGGCAACUCUAUGGAUCCGAGAGACUUUGACAAAGGGCCAAAGUGUAAUGUCUAGAUGAUUGGGUCAGAAUUCCUGCUAUGGAGUGGUAUCCCAGAGAAGAAGUACAAAUUGCUGAAAAUGUCAACGGUGGCUGUA